AAUAACAUGUUUCAGUUUACAAUUUAAAUAUCAGCGAUGGAAAUGCAUGCCGUUCUUUAUACGUAGAAAUUGACGUGUUACAAACUGUAUACGUACACACAAAAUAAAUUUGAAAAUAUGUAACUUUACGUAAUUAAGUAUUCUACAGAUUAGACUGUAAGAAAUGAUUUAACGAUCAAUCAAUUUAAUAAUCAAGUUAAAAUGCAAUCCAAUAGUACAUCAGCUGCUUGGUUAGAUAUUAAUAAAGCGUGGGAAUCAGUAGCAGAAUUAAAAUAUGAGUUACAGAAAACAGAAAUGAAGUUGAAAGAAGCAAGUCGUCCUUAUUGGAGAUCGAAUGAAAAUUUUUCAAAAUUGGAAGAAUUAAAACCUUCAAAAUUACGAAUUGUUGAUGCUUCUUUGAUUAAUAAAGAUAUAGAAAAUGUAUAUAAUCAUAAAUCAAAUACAACUUCUACAAAAUUUCAAUUUGAUUUUAAAACUGUUGCUAAAAAUGAGACAGAUUCUUUGAAAGAUGUAAAUAAUAAAGGUCCUCUGCAUUCUUGGGAAAAUUUAGCCAGAUUUCAUGAAAACAAAACAAGAACUGUACCUGAAUUUAAAAAGCAACCAGUUGAAAUGUUAUCUUUUUCUAUAAAUAAAAACAAUUAUGAGAAUACAGAAAUUGAUGCUUCUGUUUUAGAUACAAAAAUACGUUACAUUAAUGAUCAUAUAACAUUGCCAGUUUCUAAAGCUGAUACAUUGAAUAAAAAACAUCCAGAAUGGAUAAAAUCUACUGCAAAAGUUCCAUCACAGCAAGGUUUUCAAAAAAUUAGAGAAGUAGUAGAAAAACAAAAACAACAGUUACAAAUAAAAUCAUUUCAAAUGGAAACUAGGAUAAAGUCUAAUGAAAAUAUUAAACAGCCAUUAGAUACAGUAUCAAAAGAAAAGGAAGAUGAAAGCAAAAAUGCUAUUCAUAUAUCAUCUGAUAAAAUUCUAAGCACAACUGUUGAUCCAGAAAAGUCUCCAAAUAGAAAAACAGUUACUGCAUCUUUACCUUUAUCAUACAAAGGCUUUGCUCAUUUUGGAGAUAAAAUUAAUAAAGUGAAAGAUGAAAUACACCAUGCCAAACCAAUCAAAUCUGCACAAAAACAAAAGAUGAAACGAAUAAAAAGAAUUGUUAAUACAUCAGAUAAAACAGCAUUUAUUACACCUUCUUGCUGGAGAGAAGCACAAGAACUUAUAAGAAAAAAAUUAGGCCCGUUCUCAACUGAAAUAUCUGAUUCAGAAAGUAAAAAGCUAUCCAGUAAUAAAACAGAAUCAUGUAGUAAACAGGAAUGUAUUAUUUCUGCAUUUAUUACACCUUCUUGCUGGAGAGAAGCACAAGAACUUAUAAGAAAAAAAUUAGGCCCGUUCUCAACUGAAAUAUCUGAUUCAGAAAGUAAAAAGCUAUCCAGUAAUAAAACAGAAUCAUGUAGUAAACAGGAAUGUAUUAUUUCUGAUUCUGAUGAUGAUUUACCUGAUAUCAUUGAAAAAACAGAUGAAAAAAUGGACGAACAAAAUCUAGAUAUUGACAAACAAACAAAUAAAGAACAAAACAAUUGUGAUGAUGAUAAAGUUAUUUCUGAAGAUGUUAAUUGGAAAGAAGGAGAAAUGAAUGAGCGAAAACAGUUCUCAUUAAAACAGAUAACCAGAAGGAAAAGAAAAACAAAGCAAAAAGAAGAAAAGAAUAUUUCAACAUCUAAAGUUCGUCACUAUGAUCCACAUGUUAUUCGCCACUACAUAGCUAAGCAAAAAUUAGAACGACAAAAGAAGAGAAAAGAAGAGAAGCAAAAACAAUUGUUAGAAAAACAAAAUAAAGAGCAACGUUUACAAGACUUAUAUGCUUUUCAAAAACAAGUUUUUUCUAAUUAUUCAUUAGCAACAAGAGGAACAACAAGUAUUGCCAACAAUAAAAGUAAACAAUUUACAGAACAUAUCUAUUUAGAUUUGAUGCUCUCUGAAGAUAAAUCAGUUUCAACUGUGUCAUCACAACUAGUGAAUUUAAAUUCAAAAAAAUCAAAAUUCAAGCAACUUGAAGAGAAACAGUUUGAUGUCAAUACUACAAAAAAUACUCAAACUGAAAUUCCAAAUAAUAAUUUAGAAAGUCUAGCUAAAAAUGUAUUAUCAACAGAUAAAUUAUCAUCACUUGAAAGUAGUAUCAAUACAGAUGAAGAUAUAGGAAACAAUUAUGUUCAAAUAACUCAUAUAAAUUGUGAUAUUAACAAAAAAAUUCCACCAUCCGAUAAAAGUGCUGAAGAUAAAAUAGAUGUUACAAGAAACGAUUACAUUCAAGAAACCAAAAUAAAUUCUAAUACCAAUGAAGGAAUUAUUUCAUCAGAAAAAAGUAUUCAAGAUAACAUAGUGUCAGAUGAAAGGUUAACAAUGCUGAAAGCUUUUGCUACAUCUAUACAAAAUCAAAUAGAUCUUGAGACUGAAAGAAUAAAAGGUUUUUUAUUUCAAAAAUCCAUAAUGCAAACUUCUAAUCCAGCUAUAUCUGAAAUACAUCAAGAUGUAGGGAAGAGUGGUCAACAGUUUGUGGCAGGGUCUUCAAAGAAGAAAUCUGAAGAAAAUUAUAAAAUAUUACCUGGUGUUCAAAAUGUUCACAGCCAUGUUUUAGAAGUAAUAGAAAAAAAGAAAACCGUAGCAGCUAUCAAGAUACAAUCUGUUUAUAGAGGAUAUGUGGCACGAAAAGCUUAUAAGGAAAUGAAAAAUAUUUCAAAUAAUUUAAACAAGGUAAAUGAAAGUCUCAGUGAAGGACCAUUAGAAUCUGAGGAGGAUAUUAAAUCACCUCAAAGUAUCUUGAAUAAAACAGAUACUGAAGAAGAAGAAAAAGACUUAGAAGUUAUUAAUCAGUCAGAAAUUAAUCAAUCCUUAGAAAUUCAAACAGAAGCGCACUCACAACAUUCCGAUAAUGUUGAAUCUUUCCAUUAUUCUUCUGAUUUUAUAUCAAUUAAGGAAGAUGUAUCUACUCAUUCUGAUCUUCCUUCUGUUUUAAGUAUUAACAGUUCAAAGAAAAUUGAAUUAAAUUCUAAAAGUGAUCAAAGUACAUUAAAAAAUUCUAUUUCUGAGUCAUUUUUAAUGGAAAAUAAAGAAAAUAUGAGUGAUGCAAAUGUUGAUGAGAUAAUUUCGGUUCAGAGUGAAAAUUCUAAAACUGAUAGUAAUGAAAGCAAACCUUGUUCUGAAAUACUUUCUGAAAUAAUUUCACAUAAAGAAACUACUGAACAUGAAUUAAAUAGUAAUAUUUCAACAUCUUUUUCUGAAGGACCUUUAUCAUCCAUUCAUGAAUCUGAAAUAAAUUAUUCAGAAUAUUUGGAGAAAAAUGAUAAAGAGGACAGUUAUUCUGAUAGCGAAAAGUCAUCAGCAGUUGAUUCGUACAAUAAAUCAGAUAAUAUUGAACAAGUAUUUUCAAAUAUUCUUGACACAGUUACUGGAAAAACUUCAGAGAAAAUUAGUUCUAACGUUAUUGAAAAUAAAUCAGUCAAAACAGAGACAGUACAGACUGCAUCAAAUUUUAGUAAUUAUUCGUAUGAGUCAUCAUUAUCUGGAAGUGAGAAAGAAGUUAAAGAUUCAGUAAGUGAUGAAGAAGAAAAUUCUAACACAAUAAAAAGAAGUAUAGAAGAGAAAUCGACUAGUAUAUCUGAUUAUUCUCUCUCGAAUGGAUCAGAAAUUUCUAAUCCUUCAAUAUCAAGGUAUUUAGAUAUGAUUAUUUUAAAAUAUAUUUUUAUAGAAAUGAAUAAAUAGUGU
Molecule: messenger RNA, 3756 nt
Organism: Centruroides sculpturatus (bark scorpion)
Lineage: Eukaryota; Metazoa; Arthropoda; Arachnida; Scorpiones; Buthidae
Product: centrosome-associated protein 350-like
Exons: 20
Coding region: 202-3753 (1183 amino acids)
Biological process (GO): microtubule anchoring
Cellular component (GO): centrosome
Molecular function (GO): microtubule binding
Source: RefSeq, a predicted model, not a curated record